This is a messenger RNA of Phytophthora sojae, 366 nucleotides long. RefSeq lists its product as hypothetical. NCBI's taxonomy places the organism in Eukaryota, Oomycota, Peronosporomycetes, Peronosporales, Peronosporaceae. The record is from RefSeq and is a predicted model, not a curated record. The transcript is spliced from 2 exons. Bases 1 to 366 code for a protein of 121 amino acids.
AUGGAGGCAAUCGACGCUCUGACCAAGCAGCUUGUGCCGAUCCCAAGUCCACAGGUGUGCGUUGCAUUUAGGGACAGGAGCUACCAAGACGGACUCCGGGGCAUCCCUCGCGCUCCGGUGAAGGCGUUCAGGAAGGCGCUCGAGCAACGCGCUACUGUGCUGCUGAUGGACGAGUUUCGGACCAGCAAGCUGUGCUCCUGCUGCCACCAGAGCCUUCGCAGAGCCCGACAGCUGAUCAACAGAAACGUCCUGUGCUGUAAGAAAAGUCUCUGCAGGAACCGAGACGUCAAUGCUGCCAUUAACAUUUUGGAGCAUCUCAAGUGCAGGCUGCUUGACCUGGGGAGGCUGGCAACAUUCCAGCCGUAA